Molecule: messenger RNA, 642 nt
Organism: Nicotiana attenuata
Lineage: Eukaryota; Viridiplantae; Streptophyta; Magnoliopsida; Solanales; Solanaceae
Product: craniofacial development protein 2-like
Exons: 3
Coding region: 1-642 (213 amino acids)
Biological process (GO): chromatin remodeling
Cellular component (GO): nucleus
Source: RefSeq, a predicted model, not a curated record
AUGGGAGGAGAUUCUUUUAGAUAUUCCAAGUUGGGGAAAGUAGAAGAAAAAGUUCGGUGGGAAGGAUCGAGGGCAAGAGACGCGGAUGAGUAUAAGUUGUGGUACUCUGAAGUCCUGAAAAGUAAGAAUAAAGUGGGUAUUUUGGUAGAUAAGGAUCUUAGAGAGUCUGUGGUAGAGGUUAGGCAUGUGAAUGAUAGAUUAAUGACUAUUAAGUUGGUGGUUGGUGGAUGUACCCUGAAUGUCAUUAGUGCUUACGCGCCGCAAACAGGCUUGGAUGAGGAGGUUAAAAUGCGCUUCUGGGAGGGGUUGGAUGAGAUUGUGCGUAAUAUUCCGCCUACCGUGAGGUUAUUUAUAGGAGGGGAUUUCAAUGGAUUGGGUCGGUUGCAAGUGGCUAUAAUGAGGUGGAAUGAAGUGGUCCAAGGUAAAGUGGAAGCGAAGAAGGCGGCGUACCUAAAGUUAGUAGGGAGCACUGGCGAGGAGGAGAAAAGAGCGAACAGUGAGAGGUAUAAGGCCGCUAGGGAGGAGGCGAAGCUAGCGGUCACGGAGGCUAAGGCUACGACUUUUGCUCGUCUAUACGAGGAUCUGGAGGACAAAGGCAGGGAGAAGAAUAUAUUCCGGCUGGCCAAGGCGAGAGAGAGAUGA